Molecule: messenger RNA, 360 nt
Organism: Parnassius apollo (apollo)
Lineage: Eukaryota; Metazoa; Arthropoda; Insecta; Lepidoptera; Papilionidae
Source: the annotation of a GenBank genome assembly
AUGGAAAAGCAAAGUAACGAAACAGCGUCACAAAAAGCUAAGCCGAAAAAAAGGAAGUCAAUAAAAGACAUAGAUUUCGCAGAUGCGGGACCUUCAGUGAGUUCCUUGAUGAAUAUUUUAGAUACAGAACAAUUAUCUGACGAUCCACCAAUACAGGUUACAAAUGAAUAUAUGUCACAGGAAAAAUCUGGCGAUCCACCAAUACAGGUUACAAAUGAAUAUAUGGAAACACAGGAAAAAUCUGGCGAUCCACCAACACAGGUUACUAAUGAACACAUGGAGACACAUGAAGAAUGGAGACAAGAAGCAUAUGUCAGCGAAAGAGACAUUGAAAUUCAAGAAUGUUUGGAUGAGAUUUGA